Molecule: messenger RNA, 909 nt
Organism: Leptopilina heterotoma
Lineage: Eukaryota; Metazoa; Arthropoda; Insecta; Hymenoptera; Figitidae
Exons: 3
Coding region: 133-828 (231 amino acids)
Source: RefSeq, a predicted model, not a curated record
UUUGUAGUCGCCAUUUUGGAUCCGCCAUUUUGAAUUUUUUAAAUCUGACUUCAAAUUCGGAUUCAGCGACUCCAAAAACUUAGUAUAUACUUCGCUACUCAAAUCGAAUUAUGUUUUGUAUUUUUUUUUUAGAUGGCCAUAUGUGGCCACAGACGCAGAGGUGGCACGACUUUUCGUAGUCAUAUAUGGGCCAUGGGCUGUCAAGGGGCAACAGAUUCGGAUGAAGCAGAAAAUGCAAUCAUUACUUACAGUGUUAAAGAAAACGUGGCAUUUUAUGUUCAUCCAAACAUAGGAAGUCUUUACAUUAAUCUUAAUGCAAAAAUGACAGAAUAUGUUACAGUUAUUGCUUCCGAUGGUGUUCAUUCCUCAUUUUUAAAUAUAUCACUCAAAUCACUCAAAUCUGAUAAUAUGGUAGCGCUGUAUGUAACUGAUGCUGUUAUUGAAGACGUUGAACAUAUUGUUGCUGAAAUACAGAAGAACCUUACAACUUGCAUUAUAGGGUAUAUCGGAGCAGGAGUCAUAAACAACUUUAAUAUAAAUUCAAAUAUAAAAAAAGCUAAAAAUAAAGGAACUAGGAAUAUUAUGAUCCAAAUUUUAAUUUAUGGACUUGAUCAACAGACGCAUAUCCCUCUUUCUCACACAAAUUUAAUAAGUGUUUUAAAUGAUUAUGGCGUUUCAAACUUUGCUCACAUAAUGGAAAUUAGUGCUCUUGGAGAUGCAGAGGAGAGCAAUGUUCUUUUAAUUACAACAAUAACAUUGGGUGCAUGUCUUGGAAUUCUAAUAAUUGGAGCUGCUACAUAUUUUACUCGGCAGAGAUUAUGUAAAUAAAUAAAUUCAUAUGUAUUUAUGACAGUGACAACCACUAUUUAUUCUUUAACGUUUCUUAAUAAAAAACAAAGAAUAAUAAAA